This is a messenger RNA of Parnassius apollo (apollo), 1344 nucleotides long. The record is from the annotation of a GenBank genome assembly. Lineage: Eukaryota; Metazoa; Arthropoda; Insecta; Lepidoptera; Papilionidae.
AUGCCUCUUUGUGCUGUACCAGGAUGCGCUAACCCCGGUGUACAUUUAUUUCCCAAAGAUCCAACAUUAAAAAAAAAGUGGGAAAAGGCUAUAAGACGCAAAUAUUUUGUAGCGACACAGCAUAGCAGGUUAUGUCGGAAUCAUUUCCAAGAAUCUGAUUAUGUGGGAGAAUCAGCCUACACAGGACAUCCUCAAAUAUGCAAAUUUCUGAAAAAGGGAACUGUACCAAGUAUAUUCCCUUGGUCCACCCAGGUGUCAACAACACCUACAUCAAGAACCAGUCGAUAUAUGAAAAGAGGCAGACGCAUAAUUGGUUUCAGACAACCAUCUGUAGAAGAAAGUAUUCCAGAACCAUCUUCUAGUGCUGAAAUUGAAAUAUCUUCUAUAGAGGGCUCCUUAGAAGAUUUUACUCAAAAAACUGUGUCUGUUGGCACUCAAUGUGGUAGUUCUUUCGGAAUCUUAUCACUAGAGGCCAUGAGAGGCAAUCCGCAGGCUAUUCAUUUUUAUACUGGGCUAGAAAAAUAUGAAAAAUUCAUGUUGGUGUUAGACACAUUAAGUCCCAUGUGUAAUAAUUUAAAUUACAGGGGAAGUAAAGUUAUCAAUGUUUGUAUUGGUGACCAACUGUUGAUAACACUAAUUAAGCUGAGAAGGUAUUUGCCAGAUUUUGAGUUGGCAUUUUUAUUUGGUAUUUCCCAAACUACUGUUGCUAACAUUUUUGUAACAUGGAUUAAUUUUAUGUAUGAAAUAUGGUCUUUAGUUAAUAUUUGGCCAAGUAAAGAAUUGGUUCAAUAUUAUAUGCCAGAGUCAUUUAAAAGGGGUUUUCCAAGUACAAGGAUUAUUGUGGACACAACUGAAAUACCCAUCACACGGCCUGGGAAUCCAGUAGCACAGCAGGUGACCUUCAGCAGUUACAAACACAAAAACACUGUGAAGGCUAUGAUUGGAGCAACACCUGGAGGUCUUAUAUCAUAUGUCUCUGAAUGUUAUGGAGGUUCAGUCAGUGAUAGACAGAUCAUAGAAAGAUCCAAACUAAUAAAUGUGUGUGACAGUGGGGAUUCAAUCAUGGCAGACAGAGGGUUUAAUGUGCAGGAUAUUUUUGCAUCAAGAGACAUUACUAUUAAUAUACCAAUGUUUUUGAAAGGAAAAACACAAUUACCAGGUGUUAGAAUAAUUCAGGAUCGAAAACUAGCAAGCAAACGAGUUCAUAUAGAGCGUAUAAUAGGUCUAGCUAAAUCAUAUAAGAUUUUAAAAAGUGAAUUGAGCCCUUAUCAUGUACCGCUAGCAUCUAGAAUUUUAUUUGUUUGUGCUAUGGCUUGUAAUUUUAGAGAAAGUAUCAUGAAAUAA